Liolophura sinensis is the source of this 1116-nucleotide messenger RNA. RefSeq names its product cysteine-rich venom protein Mr30-like. The coding region runs from base 1 to 1116 and encodes 371 amino acids. Lineage: Eukaryota; Metazoa; Mollusca; Polyplacophora; Chitonida; Chitonidae. The record is from RefSeq and is a predicted model, not a curated record. The transcript has 11 exons.
AUGGGACGCGUAUUUGCUCUGUUUCUCUGCUUGUGUGUGACUGCAGGUGAAAAUGGUGUUCCGGAUGUCGGUUUUGAUUUGGUCAGCGACAUCAGUGCUGCCAGUCUUAAAGAUGACAGACGAAAACGACAGGCGGUUCCCGAGUGUAAAGAUGGAUACGAGAAGGUGGAGAACAGUACAAUGUGCCUUGUAGACAGCGAUGACGUCAUAUCAGUAGGCGUCACUGACGAAGACAAACGGAUUAUUUUAAGGGAGCACAACCGGUAUCGAGCCAUGGUUAAACCUCCUGCCAAAAACAUGAUGAAAAUUUACUGGGACGACGAACUGGCGCGUGUGGCCACAAAAUGGGCGAAACAGUGUAAGAGAGGACAUGACUUGGUAGGCUAUAUGCCAAAGUAUAACAGCCAUGCCGGCCAAAAUAGUGCCUAUUGGUUCCAGAGCUGGCGUGAAGUCAUACAGGCCUGGUACGAUGAGGUUAGCUUCUAUCGGUAUGGGGAAAAUCCAGAUGAUUACCUGGGUGAAGGCGGCUGGACAAAAACUGGGCAUUAUGCUCAGACCAUUCCAUACAGGGCUGAUUUUGCUGAGAAAAGUCUUCUCACGAUAUUUUUUACACAGUUGGUGACGGACACAAACACAUUGAUUGGCUGUGGAUUUUCCCUCUGUAAUGGUGGAUAUGAGCGCUAUUAUUUUUGCAACUACCUCACAGGCCUUCGGAAUUUAACACAGCCGUACAGGAGCGGAGAAAAGUGCUUAGACUGUCCAAAUAGCUGCAAUGGAAACGGAUUGUGUGAUUGCCCUAAUACAUUUUGUUUCAACCAAGGAAGCCUAGACAUAGACACGUGUAGCUGUACGUGUAAACCCCCAUGGAUCGGACCCAGGUGUCUACAGCUUCCGUGUGACGGAAAAGUGUGCCUUAAUGGUGGGUUCCUGGAUACUAAGGCGUGUCAAUGUUCAUGCAACUACCCGUAUACCGGCGACGUCUGUGAAACAGUGUCUUGUGAGAUGCGACUGGACCCGUCCUACUGCGGACGCCAGUGGAAACAAGAGCAGUGUGCCCAUAGCGCUGUCCGUGGCAGAUGCCCAGUCAUGUGUGGCCUGUGCGAAGGUGGGCUUUAA